Bacidia gigantensis is the source of this 1509-nucleotide messenger RNA. RefSeq lists its product as uncharacterized. Bases 1 to 1509 code for a protein of 502 amino acids. The record is from RefSeq and is a predicted model, not a curated record. Lineage: Eukaryota; Fungi; Ascomycota; Lecanoromycetes; Lecanorales; Ramalinaceae. The transcript has 3 exons.
AUGGCUCCAGCAGCAAGCCUCAUAGCAGAUCUUGGGAAGUGUACGCAGCUGCAGACUUCGCUCGAUACCUGCGGAUAUGAGCUGUCUUACAAGACCAGCUUUCGAGCCUUGGAGACUGCCUUCGCAGAUGAAAAGGUCCGACGACUUCGGGUUCAGGUUUACCUCUUGGAAACCGAGGCGGACAACCAUCGGGAGGAGUUGGGAGAGCGCGACCUCAAGGUUGACACCAUGGAAUUUGAAAUACAAGAGCUUCAAGAUGAGCUAGUCAGUGCUACUAGGCACAUUGAAGUCGCCGAACAUGAGACACGCGUCCAAGCCCGCGAGAUUGACACCUUGAAGACAGAGCUGAGCUCCGUCCAAACUAUAACACUGGAUUCUGCCAAGAUCUUGACAGAAAAGUUAAGUUUGGCUCGUGAAAUAUCCUCGUUGAAGCCGGAGUUGGAGCAUCUUCGUUCACAAGCCUCGGGGUACCAAACAUUGCUCGGGGAAAAAUUAUCAUUGCAGCGGCAAUUGAAUAUACUCCAAGUAGAAUUGGAGAACGAGAAAAGAGUCGUACAGAGAAACGCAUUUAGGGAAAACAAAAUGCAGGAAGACGAUGCUAGAUUGGAGUGUCAAAUUCAAGCAUUGCAAUCGACUCUUAACAAAGAGCGCAGGGAGAGACAGAAGACUGAGCGAGACACCCAAAAUAAUUGUAUCGAAUGGGAAAGUAGAGUAACAACAACGGAGUCGCGGCUCGAAUCUCUCAGAGACAAGCUCAAGAACACGAAAACCCACCUCAAGGAGACACAGACUGAAUUACAGCAGGUGCGAGCCUCUGCUGCUCGUCCUUCAGUGCGCUCAAACGGUGCAGCGUUCAAUGAGAUAGAAUCAAAGAAGCGCAGAGCUGGAAAAAUGGAUGAGAAUUCGGUCAUUGGUACACCAGGAGACUUGCCCGCGGGGAAAAAGACAAGGAGGGCCCCAACAGCCGUUGGCGAAAAGUCAACCUUUUCUAUAACGCCGUUCCUCAAUCGGACAGCUAGUAUGGCGCCUGAUAGCCCGAUUUCUCCAGGACUGAGGGAAGACGCUAGGCAAGACCGGACAACGCGCCACGUAGACUCUGAUGGCGAUGCUGCUGCUCCAAGUAGAUCAAACACUCAGCAGGAGCAAGGCAAGGCACGCCCAGGACCACCCAACUCAUCAAGUGGAGUCGCGAAUAAGUCAAAUGGAGUGGCAAGACGUUUGAAUGCAGCCCCUUUGCUUGAACAAGUUGUCGAAGAAAGCAAUGAGGAGCAACGGGCGAGCUGUUCAGACGACUGCAAUCCUGGGCCGGUGAGAAAGGCGAAGAGAAAGAUUCUCACCGGAGGCCCAGGAAAGACUUUGUUUGACGAAGAUGAGGGUGGUACAAAAGGCCAACGAGGAGUCCAAGCCUUGAGAAGAUCUAAGUUGGGACCUCGGAGAAACGUCACGGAGACCAAUGGCUUUGGUGUGAUAUCGCCUCUAAAGAGGGACAGGAAGCUUGAUAUGAAUUAA